AUGUACGGUUUGAAUCAUUAAAUGAAUAGGAGUCUUGAUGAUAAUGAUGAAACCUAAACUUUGGAAGAGGAGGUUAUGGAUGAUUAUUCACCUACUAAAUAAGGUUUUUAAUAAAAGUUAUAUUUAGAAAUACGUGAUUAUGCAAUUCAUUUGGGAAUGAAUUUACCUGAAGACAAUUAAUAUUUAGAUAUUGCAAAAGCUGGUCUAAAAGCAAAAUUACCUGAUGAAUGGAAGAUUUGUUCCAAGAGGGUUAAUGGGAACGAGUAAGUUUUCUAUAAGAACAGGGAAACUUAAGAAAUAGUUUAUGAGCAUCCUUGUGAUUUAAUAUAUUAAAAGAAAUAUGAAGAAGCAAAAUAGAUUGAUUUUUAAAAUCAAAAGAAAAAAGUAUUUAGAAUAUUAUAUUCCAGAAAUCGACUGGGAUUAAUAAGUUCAAAAAAGAUAUUGAAAAAUAUAGGGAACCAAAUUAUUUAGAUGGAAAUGAAGAAGCUGAAUCAUUUAUGGUGGAUUCUAAUGUUUAUUACGAGAAUAGAUAAAAUCAAGGUUAUGUAGUGUAGAAUCCAAUUUAAGUUUCAGCAACUUAGAAUUUAUUAUCAUAAGUUGAUUAAGAAUUUGCAAAGUAAGCUAUAGAUUAUGAGGAUGAAAAGAAGAAGGAUGUUAUUAAGUUGAAAGAGGAAAAUAAAUAGAAAUUGAAUAAAAUGGAAUUGAUAUUGAUGAAUGAGGCAGAUCCUGAAUUAUUUGAAUUUAAGGAAGAAUAUGAAAGAUAAAAAGAAAACUUAUCUAAAAAUGAAGAAGAGAAGAAAAGAAAGAUAAAAAGAAAAGUGGAAGAGGAAAUGGAAUAGUAUAUUAUAAAUUAGAAGAAUGUAUUAUAAAAAUAAUUAGAACGUAAUUUAGAGAAUUAUGAAUAUGAAUAAGAGAAAACUAUAAAGAAUAAAUUAAGAAUUUUGGAAUAAGAUUUAUAGGGAUAAUAAAAGGAUAUAAUAAAAAGAAUUAAUUAAAGAUAGAAAGAAUUAUCUGAUUCUGAUUCUAAAUGGAUGAAAUAAAUAUAAGAGAAAAAAAAGAAUGUAGAGAAUUAAUUAAAUAAAUAUAAAAAGGAAUUGACUUAAGAAAUUUAUUAAAAGAUAUAAUUAAUAGAUUAAGAGAAUAUAAAAAGGUUAAGAACAGAAUAGGAAGUUAUAAAGAGAAAAUUAAUUAAUGAAUUUGAUAAAGUUAGGAGAGAAUAUAAAUUUGAAAUUGUAGAUUUAUAAGAAGAAAAUUAAAGAAUGAUGAGAUCAAUAAAGGAAGAGAUGAAGAGUUAAUAUGAUCCAAAAUUUAGUUAAAUUUAAUAGAUAUUUAGUGAUUAAUUGUAAAAUAUUGAAUUAAGUGAAUCAUAAAUGUUAUAAUCAUAAAUAUAUGAUUAUAAAAAUUUAGAUAUAGAAUCAAGAAAGUAAGAAAAUAUUAAGAAGAUUAAUUAAUAAAAGGAAAAAUUAAUUUAAUAACUUUAAAAUUAAGUUAUAAAUUUAGAGAGAUAAACUAAUGAGAAAUAUUAGGAAAUGAAGAGAAAAUUAGAAGAAACAUAAAGAUUAAAAUUAGAAAAGAUAUAAAAAGAUUUUGAGAAGAAAACAGGUAAAAUAUUAGGAAAUGGAAAGGAAAUAGAUUUAUGUAUGGAAAUAAAUUAAACAAGAAGUUUAUUACAUGAAUUGAAAGAGGAAAUAAAAUAAUUUAAGAGAAAGAAAAUUGAAGCUGAAGAGAAAUUAGCAAGUAUGAAUAUUGUUGUUUCAAAAUAUGAUUUAUAAAAUGAAUUGAAAUAAAAGGAUGUUAUUAAAUUUGAAUUGGAUCGUUUAUAAUAUUUAGUAAAUUAAUAUAAAUAGGAUGAUAAAAUAGCAGAUAAGGAAUUAGAAUUAUUAGAAUAAUAAUAUUAAUAGAUGAUAAGAAAACAUUAAGAAUUUUAAUAGAAAUAAUAAACAAUGUAAAAUAUGAUUUAGAGUGUUAAUGAAUUAAGAGAAUAAUUAGCAUUUAAUUAAAGUAGUGAUAAUUCUAAAUUUUAAAGCAAUCUAUUUAGACCAAAUAAAAAUUAUGGAACUGAAAUUAAUAUAUAAAAUAAUCUAUCAAUGAAUCAAAGUGUUGUAAUUGAAGAGAAUGCUGUAUAAAUGUAAUUAAUAUUUUAUAAUAAAAUUUUAGGCGUAAAUGGAAAUUAAUAUUAUUGGAUGAAAGAGUGGCUUUAAAUAGAGAAUAAUAAUUAUAUAAAACUGAUAAGGAGAAAAUAAAAUAAAUGAGAAGAAAAUUAUUAAUAGAUUCUGAAUAAUUAAAAUCAUAAAUAGAGAUGGCAUAAUCAUUUGAUUAAAAUAAUAUGAAAAAAGAUUUAAUUAAAAAACUUAAAUAAGAAAUUAAAGAAUAAUAAAUAAAAAUUACAGAUGAUACAGAAAAAUCAAAUAGUUGGAGAUAAAUAUUAAAAUAGAAAUCAAAAACAUUAGAUUAAAUGGAAAAGAAUAUAAAUGAUACUAAUCCUCAACCAGAAUUAUUACAUUCAUUAGAAUAAUUAUAUUUACUCUAUAGUAAAAUAGGAGAAUUAGAACUUAAUGAUGAUAUGAUAGAAUAACAGAUUUCAAACAAUAAUGAAAGUUAUUUCAAUUAAAUAAAAAUAAUUUCAGAGGAACCAUCUAUGUAAUAGGAAAUACAAUAAUAGAAUUAUGAUGUAGCCAUGCCAUUUGAACAACCUAAAGUAUUACAUUUUGAAUAACCAGAGAAUCUAUAAAAAUACAGAAUGUAAUUAAUAUAAUAAAAAGAAUGGUUUUAAAAUUAUAAGUAUAGAGUAAUAAUUAAACAAUAUUUAUUAGGUUCUUGCAACUAAUCCUUAUAGUAUAGAUUCUAGAGAAAGAUUUUAAAGGUACUAAUAGUUUCUACAUUGCAAAGUAUGAAAUAAUUUAUAUUAUUAUAUUUAUUUUUUUAAAACGGAAUGAAGUUAAUUAUGUUAUUCAUCAUCGGAUUAGGUUUUAUUAGUGCAAGUCUUAGUAAGUACUUUAUUCUAUUUAGUCAGGAUGAGUAAUUCUGAAGAGUUAUCUUUAGAGCCUGCAUAUUACAAGCCUAUGAAAAAAUAAUAGGAAAUGAUUAAGCAAUAAGUCUAGAAUACUAAAUAUUAUGAGUCAAAAGAUGGAGAACCUUCAUAAAGUUUUGAAAUGGAAGAUAAACUUUUAGAAGCAAGUGAUGAAUAUGGUUAUGGAUAUUGGGUUCGUUUUUCUGAAAAUGAAAAUUAAGACACCUUGAAAUAUUAUUUUCUUAGUAGAUUAACUACAAAUAAAGAACAUGGAGAUUUAACUUAUUAUGGGGAUAGAACAUUAAGUGUAUUUUUGUAUAAGAAUGUGUUUGUUUUUGCUACAUAUGAUUUGGAUGAGAAUCUUAAAUCAAAAGAAAGACCAGUCAAAUUAUAAGAGAAUAUUAAUGGAAAUUGGUAUUUUGUAUGUUAUUCAAAAUAAAAAUCAGAGAUUGUAGGUUUUUUAGUUAAAUUUGGAGGAAAUUAUAUAUUAAGAUUUGAACAAUAUGGUAGACAUAAACCUAGUAGAUAUUAUAAGGUAAUAUUUGGUGGAUCUGAAUUUGAUUAUUUGAGUAUGCCAGGACAAUUUGCAAAUAUCUAUUUUGAUUUUGAUGAACCUGCUUUUAUAAAUACAAAUGAAGAUGUAAUCAAAUUAAUAUAGAAACAUUGUAAUAUGCCUUAAGAAUUAUUAAAAAAGACUACAAUAAGAUUAAUUGAAGAAACAAAAGAUUUUUCAGCUAAUAAUAAAGAGGAUACAAUAUAAAUGGAACCCUUUGAUAAUGAAUAUAUUAUAACAUAAUAUUCAGUGAAAGGAUGGUUUCGUUGGGUUGAUAAUAUAUUGGUGGAAGAAUUAAAUUAAUUUUAAAUCUUUAAUUUAAGGAGUAAUAAAGAUAAGAGUGAUAAAACUGGAGAUAGAGCUUUAGAAAUUCAUUAGAUUAUUGGAGGUGGAUCAGAAAGUUAAAUAUAUUUUAGUACCUAUUCUAUAAUUGAAGAAUAAAUAAGAAUUACUAAAUAAUUGAAAUCUAAUUAACUUGUUUGGACCUAUGCAUAAUUUAGUUAUGACAUUGGUAGUUUAAGAGCUUUUGGAUACUUGAUAUAUCCAGGUUAUGCAUAGAGUGUAGAAUUUAAUGAAGUAUAACAUAAAUAAGUGACUAAAUUAUUCUUGACUAUAGGAGCAGAUAAUGAGAUAUCAAGUUUUAAUGGGAAGAUUGCUUAUAUAUAAUUAAAUGUAGGACCAAAAUCAUAUAAUGAUAAAAUGUUAUUGGAUGAUGAAGGAGCAUUAAAUUUAUAUUUGAGAUCUAAAUUAGUUUCUUAAGAAGAAGAUAUUAGACCAAGUAGAUACAAUUAAAUAUAACCAGUGUUUUCAUAAAUGUAUGAUGAUGAAAAAGUAAAUGGAUAGAGUGAAUAUAGUUUUGGAAUGUGGAGUAGAUGGAUACGCACAUAUCCUAUUUAUUUAUAGAAGAGAGCAGAAAUACAUUCAAUUGCUCAUUUAAAAAGAUAAUAUAAAUAAGUCAUAUUAGAAAUAUAAAUAACUAAAUAAUCUUAUUUAUUUUAAUCAUUAGAUGAGAUCAAAAAUAUUGAAUAUUAAGAGUUAGAAGGAUUUUGGGUUUAUUUAUAUUUUGGAUAUAAUAGAUUAGAAAAUAGAUCUUUAGGAGUAGUGAAUAAAUUGGGAAAGGAUUUUUAAUCUAUUGAAUUUAAUAAUUAACAUGAAUUGAUAUUAGAUUCAAUUGAAUUUUAUGUAGGUAAACAUCAUACUCCUUUGUUUAAUGGAGAAUUUGCAAAAAUAUAAUUCCAAUUUGGUCCUCAUUCUUUUAGAUAGGAAAGUGAAUUAAAAGAAUUAGAUACUCAAGGAUUACCUUAUAUAAUUCCUUUGAAUUAAUAAACAAUUUAAUUGAUAGGUGCUGUUUAAUAAAGUCCAAUAGAUGAGAAAUAUGAAUUUGAAUAAUUUUAAGGUAUAACAGAAUAUAGUGUGUCAGGAUGGGUAAAAUUCAAUGGAAAAGAGAAAUCUGGUGAAUAAUAUCAUAUUAUAACAUUAACUUAAAGAACUUUAGAGGAAAGUGAUGAUUAGGCAACUUUAUAAAUAUUAAAAAAUGAUGUUAAUUAUGUUUUUGUUACGUAUACUUGUGAAAUUGAAUGUGAUAAAUAUUUGAAAUAGGAGAGUGGUUUUGGUGAAUAUUGGGAUUAAUGGACAUAUAUUUAUUUUGGAUAUAAAAAUUAUUAGACAUAUACUUAUAUUGAAUAUAAGUUUACAUAGAAUUCAUUCAUUAUUAAGGAUGUCAAUCAUUAUUAUAUGUCUGUAUUCUCUGUUCUAUUAGGAUAAUAGAGAAAAGAGUAUCUUUAAUAUACAGGGUCAUUGAAAUAAUGGGUUUUGAAUGUAGGUAAUGGUGCUUAUAGAGAAGGUAGUUAUGAAAGCGAAUAAUUAAGUAUCAAAGUACAUUUUGGAUAUUUAGCAGGAACAGAUCAUUUAACAUAGGCAUAAUAAAUGAAAGAACAUCCAGAAGUAUUAGAUUGUCAAACACAAUAGAUAAAGUUACAAUAAAGUGAAGAAUUAUAAUUAGAUGGAUUAUAUGAAUAUGGUUAUGGUUUAUGGAUUCAAUUUAAACAUUAUGCAAGUACUAUAAAUCUAAUAAAACCUAAAUUAAUGGGAAUAGCUAGAUUAUCAUUAUAAAACAUAGAUCAUUUAUUGAGUGUUGUAAUGAAUGUUGGAAAUUAUUAAUUCAUUUCUUUAGAAAUAUCAGAAUAAAUAAAUUAUACUGCUUAUCAUGAGAGUGAAUGGAUAUUUGUUUAUUAUGCUUAUUAAAGAUUAUAAUAAGAUGUUGGUGAGACUAUAGGAUUUAUAGUUGAUAAUAAUGGUAUUAGAUAGAUAAAAUAAAGUGUUUUACAUCCAUUAAUUAGAGAUCAUCUAAAUUUUUAAGUAGGUAGAGCAUCUAAAAAUUAUAUAUAAUUUAAUGGUUUAAUAACUGGAAUUAGAUUAUAUUUAGGAAAUGGAGCAUUGAUUAAUGAAGAAUAACUUAAACAAAUGAUACUUAAACUAAAUAGAAAACCUACACAAAUUUAUAUUGAUAAUGUAAUAACUAUUGUAGAAGAUAGAACAGAUAAUUAUAAUGGAGAUAAUCCAAUUCAUAUAGAAGGUAGUGCUAAUUAAUAUUCAAUGUAAAUGUGGUUUAAGAUGAGUUUGAAUUAAUUUUUAUAUAGGGUUACUCAAAAUGAACAUUUAAGUGAUAGAAAAUAUAUUGGAGAUCGUGUAUUUCAUUUAUAAACUUAAACAGAUAAUGUAGAAUAUAGUACAUAUAAUUUAUUAAAUAUGGAUGAAGUAGAUACUUAAGUUAUUUAAUAAUGUAAAAUAGAAUUAUAUCAUUUAAAUAUGUGGACAUUUUCAUAUUAAAGUUAUUCAAAAUAAGAAUAAAAGAUGAUAACAUAUUUAAAAAUAGAUGAUUAUAUUUGUUAAUAACAUAAAGAUAAUAUAAUUCAUGCAAUAAGUGAUUAAAUAUGGCUUUAUUUAAUGAAAGAUUUUAAUGAUUAACAUUCAAAUACAAUGAUUUCACAUAUUAAAUUAACUUUGGGAUAAGGAAGUUUUAUUGAUGAUAACUUUAUUAAAUUAUCAUCAUUUAUUGCAGGUAAUAGAUAAAUGCCAAAAAUCAUAAAGGAAAUUGAAAAUGUAAAAGAUUCUGAGACUUUUAUAUUUAAUGAAGUGGAUUCAAUGAGUGAAUAUGCUGUAUCAUUUUGGUGUAAAUUUAGUUCCACUUAUUCUGAAAGGAGAUAUAGAAAACCAGAAUAAUUCUAAAUAUUCAGAAUGACUACUAAUGAAUAAUUGAUUGAAGGUAAGAUUGAAUUAAAAGAUAGAUUAUUAAGUGCUUAUGGAUUAAAAGAUUCAUUUAGUUUUAAUACUUAUGAUAUUAAUGAUAAUGCUCCAAAUGAAUAUAGUAUUAUAUAAAUAGAUAGAUAAGAAAAUAGAUGGUAUUUCUUAUAUGCUGGUUACAAACGUAAAUUAUAAAUUGCUAAAUUUUAUGUGUUUGAUGGUAAAGAUGAAAAAUAAAAUUAAAAUUAAAAUUUAUUAUAAGAUCCUUUAAUUGAUUAUAUUAAAGUUAUUUUUGGAUCAGAAGAUCAUGUUAUUGGAUUUAAUGGACAAUUAUUAUAAAUUGCAAUUAUGAUAGGUAGUGGAUCAUUUGGAUAAAGUGGAUCAUUUUUAGAAUCUUCACUUUUAGAUUAUAUUGUUUAGUAUUAAAUUCCAGAAGAAUAAACAUUAGAAUAUUUAUAUAAAUAAAAAAAUGGAAUUAUAGAAUUAGAUCAUGAAUUUGAUUAACAUGAUUUUCAUAAUGUAGGAUCUUAUUCAAUUUGUGGUUGGUUUAAAUUAAAUUAUUCACCUCUUAGUAAAUAUGAAUAAGAAACAUCAUGUUAAACAUUGAUACGUUUAUAUGAGAAUGAAAAAUUGAAUGACAAAUUAAUUUAAGGUGAUAGAACUAUGCUUAUCUAAGUUUGUGAUUAAUAAUUUAUUAAAUUCUAAACUUAUACUUUAAAUGAAAUCUAAAGUAUUAAUGAACAUAAAUUAAUUGACAAUAUUAUAGAUAUGGAUUCACCUGUAAUUUGGCAUUAUGUUUAUAUGAGUUAUGAUGAUUUAGAAUAAAAUGUUUAAAUACUAUUGAAACAAUUCUAAUCUGAUGAAAUUAGAAUACUUAAUAAUAUAUGGCAUAUGGAAACAAAUUAUUUAGGUAUUCUAUUUGGUAAGGAUAUUGAUAAUAUUAAUUUUGAUGGUGUUUAAUAAUAAUGGUAAUUCUUAUAUGGUUAUAACUCUAUUUUUGAUUUAAACAAACCAUUCUACCAAGAUAAAUUACCAAAUUAUUACAAUAUCAAAAAUAAUUAAAGAGAAUUAUGGUUUUAAAGUGAUGACAUAACAACUGUUGAAUUUCAUAAUGCAGUUAAUUAGUAUGCAAUUGGAGUUUGGACAAGAUGGGAGGCAGAAUUCUAUGAUUGUAAAUAAAUUCAAUUCCAUAAUAUAUUUAGAUUUACAAGUAGAAAAUAAUAUGAAGAUAAAGCAUAAUUAGGAGAUAGAGUAUUAUUCUCCUAUAUUACAAAUAAAAAUUAUGAAUUUAGUUCAUAUAAUAAAAAAUAGAAGCUUACUGCUAUUAAUACAUAAAUACCAUAUGAUUUUAUUGAAGGAGAAUGGAAUUAUAUAUAUUUUGCUUAUAAUGAUGGUAGUCUUUAUGCUGCAGUCAUUCAUAAAUAAUCUUAAAAAGCUGAACAUACUAUUCUUAGAGAUAUUGAACAUGAUAUAUUAGGAUAUGCUUAAUUGAUUAUAAAUAAACCUGAAUUUGGAUUUUAAUCAUUUAAGGGAUAAAUAUAUGAUUUAAGAGUAUUUUUAGGAGAAGGAGCAUAUUUAGAUGACACUUAGAAAGUAGCUACUAUGAUCAAUAAAUUACAUAUGCAUUUACCAGAUGUAUAAUUAAAGGUUGAAGAAUUCAAAUGGGAAGGAUGUGAUACAUAAAUUGAUGAAGAUGCAUCAUUAAUUUAAGAGUUUCCAUAUUCUGAAUAAACAGUAUAUUCAAUAUCUGGUUGGAUAUGGUUAUAUUCAAAGAGUGAAGGUGUUUUGGAUUCUUUAUAGGGAGUAAUGAGAUUAUCAACUGAUCUCAAUUUUAAUACAUUAUUGGUUUUAGCCAAAUCUAAUUAAGUAACUUUUGGAAGUUAUUCAUUUGGAAAGAAGGCAUUGCCUAUAUGGUAAAGUUGUGAUAUUGAUAUGGAAUAAUGGUUAUUUGUGUAUCUUAGUCAUCAGGAUGAUAUUACUCGAUUUUAUGUUAAAAGUGAGAAGGGAGUUUAAGAGUUCUCAAAUGUUUCAAGACAUGUUAUUCCAAAGAAUUUCAAAUUAUCUUUUGUAAAAUUUGACUCAUUUGAAAAAUUUGAUGUAUUAUUUAAAUGUUAUAGAUUAAUAGGGCAAAUUAAAAGGAGUACAAGUAAAGUGGCAUAAACCAUUAGAUGAACCUGAAGAUGAAUCUAUAGCUCCAGUGUUAUCACAUUAAUGA
Paramecium primaurelia is the source of this 9021-nucleotide messenger RNA. NCBI's taxonomy places the organism in Eukaryota, Ciliophora, Oligohymenophorea, Peniculida, Parameciidae. The record is from the annotation of a GenBank genome assembly.